UAGAGGGGCGGAGUUAACAGUCUCUCCGCUGGGCGACACAGCCUGGAAGACACAACUGGAGCUGCCUCUCUCUUUCUCUCCCUUUUUUAAACAACACAGAAAACUAUUUUCUUUAUUCAAGUUACAGCACGACUAUGAGUGAUGCACAGGUAGCGGGGCCCCCAAGACUGAUGCGGAGCACAUAAAUCUUUUGCGGCAUUCAAAACUACUCUGGCUUUCUGGUGAAUGAGCUGAUUUUAAACCAUGGUGCAGGAGUACCAGUCCCCCGUCCGGGUCUACAAGCACCCAUUCGAGCUCAUAAUGGCGGCCUAUGUGAAGAGGUUCCCCAAGUGCCCGCUCAUCCCAGUGUUUGUGGACAGUGAGAUCAUCAGUGAGAGCCACAGUGAGGAUGGAUCCACCCUUGUUACUGAGAGACGCUGUGUGGUCGAUGUUGAUGCUCCCCGACUGCUCAAAAGGAUAGCCGGUGUGGAUUACCUCUACUUCAUCCAAAAGAACACUCUGAAUCGCAGAGAGAGGACGCUGCGCAUUGAGGUCCACAACGAGACCUUCUCCAACAGAGUCAUUGUCCAUGAGCUCUGCAACUACUCAGUUCAUCCCGAGAAUGAGGACUGGACGUGCUUCGAACAGACAGCUAGUCUGGAUAUUAAAUCCUUUUUUGGCUUUGAGAGCACAGCAGAGAAGAUAGCUAUGAAGCAGUACGCCAGCAGCAUUAAAAAGGGCAAAGAGAUUAUCGAGUACUACCUCAGGGAGCUCGAGCAGGAAGGAAUAACUUACAUACCCCGUUGGACCCCCCCUGUCGUCCCUCCCACUGCCAGGCUCCAACUGCCACCCACCUCUGCUGCCAGAGCCAUCCCAGUGCACAGUGCCAAGGAUGGACUGCCCAGCAAGGACCCUGCCAGCCCCACAGAGCUGCUGGCUGGCUCUCCCGAUGACAAGUUGGAUGCAGACUACAUCAGACGUUACCUUGGUGACUUAACCCCCUUGCAGGAGAGCUGUCUUAUUCGACUGCGCCAGUGGCUACAGGAAACCCACAAGGGAAAGAUUCCAAAGGACCAGCACGUGCUGCGUUUCCUCAGGGCCAGGGAUUUCAACAUCGACAAGGCCAGAGAGUUCUUGUGCCAGUCGCUCACUUGGAGGAAGCAGCAUCAGGUGGACUUCCUUCUAGACUCGUGGGAGCGGCCACAAGUGUUGCAGGACUAUUACACGGGAGGCUGGCACCACCAUGACAGAGAUGGACGUCCUCUGUAUAUUUUACGACUGGGACAAAUGGACACUAAGGGCUUGGUUCGAGCCUUGGGAGAGGAGGUGCUUCUUCGACAGGUCCUGUCCAUCAAUGAGGAGGGACUACGGCGUUGUGAGGAAAACACCAGAGUCUUUGGUCGACCCAUCAGCUGUUGGACUUGCCUGGUGGACCUGGAGGGUCUGAACAUGCGUCACUUGUGGAGACCAGCGGUUAAGGCUCUGCUGAGGAUCAUCGAGGUUGUGGAGGCCAAUUACCCCGAGACUCUGGGACGCCUGCUCAUACUGAGGGCGCCAAGAGUCUUUCCAGUCCUCUGGACACUGGUCAGUCCCUUCAUUGAUGAGAACACCCGUAAGAAAUUUCUUAUUUAUGCCAGUAAUGAUUACCAAGGACCCGGAGGCUUGGUGGACUACAUCGACAGAGAAAUCAUCCCUGACUUCUUGGGAGGGGACUGCAUGUGGGACAUCCCUGAGGGCGGUAUGGUCCCCAAGUCUCUGUACAGAACAGCGGAGGAGCUGGAGAGUGAGGAGAACCGCCUGUGGACCGACUCAAUAUAUAAAAGUGCCAGUGUGUUCAAAGGAGCCCCAUAUGAGCUGCUGAUCGAGAUCACAGAAGCCUCCUCAGUCAUCACCUGGGACUUUGAUGUGUGUAAAGGAGAUGUGAUCUUCAACAUCUACCACUCCAAGAGGGCACCACAGCCCCAAAAGAAAGACGCACUCGGGGCCCAUGGUAUCCCAUCCCCAGGGGCCAUUAAUGUCCAGCUGAUAGAUAGAAACUGGGUGCUGGGCCAGGACUACAGCAUGGUGGAGUCAGCCCUCCACUGCAGGGAGGGAGAGAGUGUCCAGGGCUCCCAUGUAACGCGCUGGCCCGGCUUCUACAUCCUCCAGUGGCGCUUCCACAGCUCCCCAGCCUGCUCGGCCUCUAGCCUGCCCCGUGUGGACGAUGUGUUGGCAUCUCUGCAGGUCUCCUCCCACAAGUGUAAGGUCAUGUACUAUACGGAAGUUCUGGGAUCCCAUGACUUCAGGGGUUCCAUGACUAGUCUGGAGUCUAGUCAUAGUGGCUUUUCCCAACUCAGCGCUGUCACCACUUCCUCUAGCCAAUCACAAGCCAGCUCCACCAUCUCAAGGUAGCAUCUGGCCAGCAGGUCCCCUACAAUGGCCGCACUGAGAAGGAAAAAAGACGAAUUUUGAACCUGUACGGCUCCAUCUGUGCCUUUGCUAAUCAGAAUUUGACCUGUCAGUGGAAGGUGAAAUGACCACUAUGGAAAUGGUUAAGGAUAGUUUUCUCCUUAUUUGAGUGCAGUUUCUCUCUGACCUCAUCUUAUACCUUGGCAAUGACGAUGAUGCACUUGAAGAAGCAUUUCUUUCUGUGCCUUUGAUGACUGAUUCAUUAUUUGGUGUUUUUAGUGGUAGGAUUACACCUCGCAAACAAUCGAAUACCUCGGCUUUGUUAGCACAACUGCCCUCUUUUUAAGGAGGAAAUGACCAGUCCAUAUGAAAUUUGUUUGAGAAUAAAGUGAGAAAACUAAAGAAUAAUCAUGCUAUAUACUAUUUCAUUCAUUUCAUUUACUAACUGUGCAAUACAAGGAGCUGUAGGUUUCUGUUGAAGUUUUUCUGAUUGUCCACAAGAUGUCACUGUGCUCUACGACUGGAAUUGCUUGAAAGUCACCUGCAGUGAACGUAAUGGUGUUACACUCAGACUGAGUAGACCUUCUGUUGUAUCCAGUGGUUUCUGAUUGUUUAAAUAAAGAUUUUGAGAUGGUUGUGUCCUUUA
Messenger RNA from Myripristis murdjan (pinecone soldierfish), 3013 nucleotides. RefSeq names its product SEC14-like lipid binding 1 (gene sec14l1). Gene Ontology annotation, biological process: negative regulation of RIG-I signaling pathway. The coding region runs from base 244 to 2370 and encodes 708 amino acids. Gene Ontology annotation, molecular function: RIG-I binding. The transcript is spliced from 16 exons. Gene Ontology annotation, cellular component: cytoplasm; cytosol. The record is from RefSeq and is a predicted model, not a curated record. NCBI's taxonomy places the organism in Eukaryota, Metazoa, Chordata, Actinopteri, Holocentriformes, Holocentridae.